UCUCUCAGUCCGAUUUCGAACUUUUUAGGAGACGGGACAAGAAUUACAGAAAAGUAAAAACUUCAGGCCGAACGAAAAUAAUUCUACUCACAGUACGGGAUAAUAGUGACCUUCCAUCGGAGUUGGAUUAGCAGCGAGAAAAGAGUGCGCUAGGCUUCGCAGAAGCCUAUCGAAGUUGAAUGCUGCGCGCACAAAAAAAUGGUUCCAAAGGUGCAAAUGUGAAAGUUAUUUUUUUCCGAUCUACUAUCUCGGUUGAAAGAAAAAUAUAAGAAAACCUCUAAUCGUGUAGAAUCAUUGGGGAAGGGACGGGGAGUCGGAGCAGCAGUGCGAAGAGUGUACAAUAAAGUGUCGUGGCCCUGAAGAUUAAAGCGGCUGUCAGGAGGUUUGAUUCUUCCUGAAGCUUUUCGAAAGUGAGUCAGAAUGUCGGUGGUCCGCACCAAGGUUCUUGGACUGGUGGACGUAAUAAUGCGAGUCCCGAGUCUAUUCAUCAUCGACGAGAUCCUGAAAAUCAGCAUGGGAUUGCCGAAUUCGUCUCCUGCGUCGUCGGCCGUAAACACUGCUUCGCAGGCCACUUCGUCGGCUGCCAUGGUGGAACCUGUGGCGGAAUCGUUGGUCAAUGCGACCCUAAAUGCCACACUGAAGGCGGCCACGGCAGCUGCAGCGGAUUUUCUAGCAGGCACCGUCAGCCCCGACAUCGGGGGCCCAAACCUGGACGAUUCCCGCAGGGAUGAUAUCGAGUUUUAUAAACUCCUCUCGCUUACGACGAUCAAAUUUCUGCUGUGCCUUUUCGGCUGCAUCAGCGCUGCAUGCGUAUUCAUGCUGUGGACUCGUCACCUAGUCAUAGUAUAUAUGUACAUAAUAUCAGUGGGUCUCAUCUUUCUGUCCUACUGGAGCAAUGUCUCGGCCCUAUCGGUAAUAUCGGAUGGACCGAGCCUACUCGAAGAUAUCCUAUCACUCAACAUGGAACGGCUGUUAGAUCCGGGAGGCGUCGCUCUUUCCAUACUACCCCAUCUGCUGGCUCAGUGGCUGAUGGGGGUUAUUUUCGCAUACAUCCACCUUGGGCCAAAAUACAAACUUAUUCAGAAAGCGCUACCAUUUAGCUUCCUGAUGCCAUUAUUCCUGGCAAUGUUGCCGCUGCCCAUGGUAGUGCUGAAACAUUCCCCUGCGUUUGCCGCAAUCCUGCCUUUAGUGUUGUCAAAAAUCGCACUUUGGAGUUCGUCGUUCGAUGUGGUCAAAACUAUCAUAAAUGGCUACCAGCACGCUCGGAACUUUGCCAGCAAUUUUGGCCUCUCGGCCCUUAUUGAAAACGAGUGGCAGCGGCUGAAUGUGCCAUGUGUUCUGAGAGCAUUUUGGACUAUCCGGCUAUCCGAGCAGUUGAUUAGCUUGCUAGCGAACUCAGACGUGCCACUAAGAUUUGCUGCAACUGUCCAAAGCUUACUCGUCGGUGGUUGUGAAACUUUGACCGCUGUGCUGGGAAUGACGAGCAUCAUUUCACUGAUAUGCCAUUAUAUUGGAAAAGCUUUCCAGUUGUUCCUUAUGUCGGAGGACUACGACGAGGACAAAUCCAUAGGAACUGUAUCCGCGAUCCUGUUCUACAUUCUAGCGUUGCAAACGGGUCUCACUUCGCUAUCGCCGGACAAACGGUUUAUACGUUUGUGUAGAAACUUGUGCCUGUUGAUUACGGCGUUGCUGCAUUUUCUGCACAAUAUUGUUGCGCCCAUACUUAUGUCGCUGAGUGCUGCAAGGAACCCAUCGCGAAAACGACAUGCUCGAGCUUUGAUGGUAUGCGCAUUUUUGCUGUUAACUCCUGUUGGUCUACUCAGCAUCCUCUGGACUCGCCAUUCUCCUUCGACGUGGCUUUUGGCUGUGACAGCUUUUUCAGUUGAAGUUAUUGUAAAGGUUUUAGUUAGCCUGGCUACGUACACAUUGUUCCUGUUGGACGCUAGAAGACAGACAUUCUGGGAAAAACUCGAUGAUUACGUAUACUACAUCCGUGCUUUUGGUAAUUCAGUUGAAUUUUGCUUCGGAAUUUUCCUCUUCUUCAAUGGAGCAUGGAUUCUUAUAUUCGAAUCAGGCGGAGCCAUCCGAGCGCUGAUGAUGUGCAUCCACGCGUACUUCAACAUCUGGUGUGAGGCACGUGCCGGCUGGGCUGUGUUUAUGAAGCGGCGCACGGCGGUGCACAAAAUAAGUUCGCUUCCGGAAGCGACACCGCUGCAGUUGCGCUCCUUCGAUGAUGUUUGUGCAAUAUGUUAUCAGGAAAUGACCUCAGCCAAAAUUACCCGUUGUAAGCAUUACUUCCAUGGUGUAUGCCUGAGAAAAUGGCUAUAUGUUCAGGAUCGCUGCCCAUUAUGCCAUGAAAUAAUAAUGAAUCAAGAUGGAAAGAAUGGGGAAUGUAACGGCGAUCAACCCAAUGAAGACGAAAAUGAACAGAGCCCCAAUCAAAUGUCUAAUUCCAAUUCAGCACCAGGUUCUUUGGGAUCGGCCAAUGGUACGCUGAACGCACAAAUUGACGCUUCAUCGAGUGCCACUAGCUCCACUAGCAGUAUUGCUACUUCUGCCAACAACAGCAGCAGUGCCAGCAGUAAUAGUAAUCACAGCCGGAACCAUGGGCUCACAGUGAGUGGCUUCCGAAUUCCAAAUCCGGCAUCGGUGACGGCUUCCUCGUCAUCGUCGUCCGCCGUGUCAUCGCCAGUUCCUUCUUCGGCGAGUGGUGUAUCGUCUGAUACGGCAGCAGCAGCAGUGACCGCGGCUGCAAUUUCACAAAUCAUCCGACAGCACCAGCUACAGCAGCACCAGCCACGCUCGCCAGACAGAGAUUUUCUGGACGAACUGGAGUAAGAGAAAACGGAAAUCAAUCGGCUCAGUAAGGUAUACAACUAGGUGUGUAGUUUUCUUUGUUUUCUUACCGUUUUCGUUAGAAAAGCAUUAUUCGGAUACGUGUCCUAUGUGUACAUUUUUUUUUCGUUGCCUUUUGUGGAGGCGUAUUUAAAACGUUAUUUUAGUCUAAUUGCUGGAUCCACAUUUCUUAGGUAAUUGAAAAAGAACGAAACCAGUUGUUCAAAUGGAGGAGAGAAUAAUCAAAAUCAUAUAAUUUUGUGACACGGCGUGGCAUCGGACAAUAUACUUAAUCAAGCACAACUGUGCUAGAUUUUGAUAAAAAAUAAACAUAGCAAGUUCCACA
Messenger RNA from Armigeres subalbatus, 3181 nucleotides. It is a transcript of the gene Trc8, whose product is annotated as protein TRC8 homolog. Bases 421 to 2838 code for a protein of 805 amino acids. NCBI's taxonomy places the organism in Eukaryota, Metazoa, Arthropoda, Insecta, Diptera, Culicidae. Gene Ontology annotation, cellular component: endomembrane system; endoplasmic reticulum. Gene Ontology annotation, biological process: ERAD pathway. The record is from RefSeq and is a predicted model, not a curated record. The transcript has 8 exons.